This is a messenger RNA of Cinara cedri, 13124 nucleotides long. Lineage: Eukaryota; Metazoa; Arthropoda; Insecta; Hemiptera; Aphididae. The record is from the annotation of a GenBank genome assembly.
GGAAGCCAUUAGCGCCCGCCUUGUUAUUGUAACGCCGCGCACAGGGGACACUCGCCGUUUGCCCGCGGAUCCGCGGUCGCGUAUAAAUACACCCGGUCGCGCAUCGUCGUCUCAUUAACGGCGAAAAGGUCUCAACGGUCCCGCGACACAACGAUUCUCUCCACGGCGCCCGUCGUACCCGUGCCACCGAUACCGAACGAGUCGACGACGACGUUCCGGAACACCCGACGCGCAACAGCCAGACACCGCCACUUUUCGGGUGAGUAAUGACGCCGCGGCGCGCUUAAGGCCCGCCGUGCUUUCGGCCGUUUAGGGGCCGAGUUUUUUUUUCGAAUGGAGCGGCUCGUCCGAACGUUCGGCGACCGCGCCGACGGACCGGGCGCCGGUUUUUCAGCGUUUUCUCUCUCCGGUUUCGUUUAAAUGUUUACGCGAUUAUUUUUAACAUUUCGAUUGCCGCCUUGAAAGGCAGCGUCCUUUCGACGGGUCCGCUGCCCGACGCUACCCGUUCGGGGCGAAGGUUGGGUAGGGCCGUUUGUGCCGACGAUAAUGACUUCGCGGAAAUAAUGACGAUUCGAUAUUUUUUUUUUGCAAACAAAUUUUCUUUAUUGACAAACGUCGACGUUUUACAGGCCGCAUUGAACUCCGAUUUUUUUUCUUUUAAUUCCGAUUUCAAAUAGCGGGAAAAAAAUGGUAAAAUAAUAUUUCUUUUAAAGACCGAUUAUAAACGUCGAGAAAAAAAUAUUGAAAAAUGAAAUUCAUAACCGACUGUAGACUGUUUCCCUCAAUUAAUAAUAAUAAUAAAAAAAAUUUAAUUUAAUCGAUUCUUCUGAACGGUAUGACUGUUUCCGUAGAGUGUAUUUUUGUGGGAAAUACGAAUUUGGCACGGGUGUCUUAAGUUUGAGAAUUAGCUUUUAGGUACCGUUUUAAGACCGUUUUGAGGCUUUUUCACCUGUCUACCAACCCAGUAUCCGCUCAAGGAAAUGGGAUGCGGUCGUUUUUACAGAUUAAACCGACGAGCUAGGGGUAAUUACUAAUUAGACACGUGUCCCAAUGUUCGAUUUUAAUUUUUUGAGUACUUAUGGAUUUGUUGACGAUUUCUCUAGGUUUCUUGGAAAGUCGAUUUUCGAUUUGCAAUUCGGUAUGCCCAAAACAAACACAAACGUAUUUGGUAUUUUCAUGGAAUUCUCGAAAUUAAUGUCACAAUUCUGGAGGUCUUCAAAACUGAAUAAUGAAAAUCAACUUCCUUAGAAACUUAACAAAUUUGACGAUAAAUGAAACAAAGUAAAAAAAAUAAAAACAUUUAAUCAGAAAUUGUGUCUAAUUCCCCACCGCUUAUCGAUCUUAAACGUACAAAAACCGAUUUCGAUCCGACCCCCCUUCAUAAUAAUAAUUAAAUUUUAAUAACAAUUUCAAUUCGGAAAAAGUGAUUAUGUGAAUUUUCGGCAUUUGUAAUGUUUUAUAAUUUCGUCUCUUAUAAUUCUUUCCGCUUUAUAGUUUAAUACGGUCUAUAUGCAACUGAUCAUUGCACGCGUAAUAACUAAUACAAACACGUGUUAUAGUGUUUUUUUCUUUAUUAUUAAAAUCUUAAAAUUUAGCAUGUCUACCUAUAAUUAGAUAUAAUUUUACCUAUAGUAAAAAAAUAACAUUCAAUCGAUAGAUUUUUUGAAAAGAAGUGGUUACAACAAUUUUAAUCACUAUGAACAUAUAACAACAUUAUAAUGUUAUUAUUUAUUAUGAUAAACUAAAUGACUUAUCAAGUUAUAUUUAUAUACAGGCCAUAUUUAUUAUACAAUUUAGCCGUGAUUAUGCCAUUUAAUAAUUUUCAACGGUUAAUUUGAUCGUGUUGAAAACAAUACAAAAUUGACUUUCCUGAAAUUCGUUAAUUUUAGAUUCCGAGCGUAGCGAGGGAGCUAUUGGUUUUACAAUGCUAUUUAUUUCUUCUUUUCUUUUGUUCUUUGUUCUAGUCUGUGGACACGUUUUUUCAUAGUAAACUUGCUCCGAUGUAUAAGUAUAACAUUUUUUCUGAAAGCUCAAGUUGUCUAGAUGGUAUCUUAAAGAGGUCAUUUUUUAGGUUUCGACGCAAUUUUUUAAAUAAAAGCACCUAAGUGGGAAAAAACGUAGGAAAACUUACAAUUUCACGAUUGCUUUAUUUUAUAAAAACACAGACGAAGUUUCCUACCAGAAAAAAUGAUUAAUUCGAAAUAUCAUGAGAUACUUUUUUUGUGGCCUUUUUGAUUUACUUUCUUACGGUAUCAUCGCUAAAACUUUUGGUAGUUUUUUUGCUGUAAUUCGGUUAUAAAUACAUGUAGACUUGAAACUUGGUGAUAAUACUUAUAUUGGAUUAACCUAGACAUAGUCAAAUUCAUCGAACGGCUUCUUUUCCUUUUUUAAUAAACGUUUUAAAAUCAAAUUUAAACGAAAACCACAAAACAAAUUACGGCACUUCAAAUUAUGUAUACUGGAUCAGCUAUUUUUUUUUAUACUUGUAGACCACUUUUAUCCUAGAAAACUUGCUCCUAUGUAUAAGUGUAGCACCUUUUCUGAAAAUUAAUUUUAUCUGCUUGGUAAAUACUUAGAUCAUUUGACUUGAAAAAUAGACAGAAUGCUCACAUUUCGUAAUCAAAUUUAAAUUUAAAUCGUAAAAAAAAAUUACGCCACUUCAAAUUAUGUACACCGAACUGCACUCGGAAUCGUCUUUCGUCCGCAAUGGUUUAUCGUUGCUUACGGUUAUGAAAUGAAAUAACCUUAUGUAUAAUACCUUCCCAACUUCUCACCUACAACAGUGGCCAUACCUAUCCCCAGUAUCAGCUCUUUUUAAAAUCGUUAUUCCUCAAAUGAAACUAUAUAGUCACUUGUACCUACAGUUGUGUUAUUUUGUUCGUUUGAAAAUAUCGUUUUUGGUUUAAAUAUUAUUUCACAUUACGAUCGAAUAAUCGUAGAUAAGCAGGUAGAUAAUAGAAAUGCGGACAUUGGUGAAAUAUUUACGAUAAAAAUGUAUUUAAACCGGAAUGAAAAAAAAAAACCUACUUAUAAUCCGAAAAAUCGGUACAAAAUCACGUGAAAAAACUGACGGACAUGAGAUACUUCGCUAAACGGUUGGGCCACUGUUGUAGGUGAAAAGUUGGCAAGGUAGAGGGGACUAUUUAACUUGUACGCAAAGAUUAAUCACUGUUAACGAAAAACGAUUCCGAGCGGAGUUCGGAUGUUCUGAAAGGUCGUCUAAUAUUUAUGAUUUACAAAUAAUGAAUUUCGUAAAUUUUCCCGUUUAUUAUGAAAACUCUUGGGAAAAACAAAAAAUGACCUCCUCAAAGUACCACCCCGUUCCAAUUUCCUUUCAAAAAAAGUGCUAUACUCGAAAACCAGAGCGAAAUUUCUGUUAAAAACAUUAUUGUUAAAAUAAAAAAAAAUAAAAGCCAUUGUUAAACCAAUCCUCACUCCACUCAGAAUCUAAAAUCACAAAUUGUCGUGAUUUUCAAAACGAAUGUCUGUUACAUAUUAUAUCGAACAGUUUUAAACAUUUUCGAAGAUAUUUUAAAACGAUUCUGGAAACCCAUUGCACGUUACAAAACCCUUUGUUUUUCGACACGUUUCGGAAUUUAACUCUUACUGAUUUUAUACGGGACGCUAUAGUUUUACGAAAAAAUAAAACAUAAAUUAUCGGCCGGAAAAACACGGUAUGCCCCGGGCCCCGCGUAAUUAAUGGCACGGCAAAAUAAGCAAUUACUAACAGUUAAUUAAUUCGUUUGAAAUACAAACGCGUCCCUACGGAUUUAUUAAUGAGCCAUUAAACUAUACAAUACAGUAAAACUUCCGUUAACCGUCACCUCUAAAAGACGGACACCUCUAAAUAGCGGUCAUUAUUUCCGAUCCCUUCGGUGACCGAAUUUUAUGGAAGUUUUACUGUACAUAACAUAGGUAACGGCCGCAAAUCUAAACGUUCGCUCGACGCUAAUAUCAAACGACUAAUAACACACCGUGAUUGCCGAAAAAAAAAACAAAAUACCGAGUUAAUGAAUAACCGUUUAAAAUCGGACAAACCUUUGACCAAAACUAUACAAUUGUUGUAUUGUGUAUUAUACGGUUUAAAUUCGUAGCGCCUUUGAUUCACCUUAUUCGAAAUUAAAUCAAACGCCAUACUAUAAUUAUUAUUGGACGACUUAACAACGAAAUUUCACUGUGUAAAUAAGCGAUUAAUUGUAAAUUCUCAACCAGGCUGCAGGGGACGGAGUGGACGGACGGAUCUUUGAAUCGGAGAUUCGUCGGUUUCGAGAAUGCGAAAUUCCGCCAUUUCCUUCGUAACAAUACUAUCGUAAAACACGAAAUCCUCUCGGGACGUGUACCUACGAGUUAAUAAUAAUUAUACACUUUAUAUUAUAAUUAUGUUCGUACUAUCGUUAUCCGCCAAUAACGGUGGAAAUUAAUGAAAAACGUUCGAGCAUCGGCACGCGCCGAUGCGUACGUGUAAAAACAGUUUUAAUAUAAUAUUCUGUUAUUACGAAACGAUUGCUGAUAUUUAAUAAUUAUAUACAUUAUUUUACAAUUAUAUAUACGUUUUUUAAAUGAAUAAAUAUUUUUAAUAUGUUUUUUUUUUUCUUAAUACGUAAUUAGAUUAAAUUAAAAACUAAAUUAUCAUAUUCAGAGCGAUGCGAUGAAUGGAUCGUUAUUACGUUAAAUUACGUUAUUUUUGGUUUUCUAGAUAUCUGUAAACUAAUUUUCCACCAGAAAUAUCGCUGGAACCAUAAGUUUAUAGGAACUUUCUUGUAGCAGUUUUCAUCUUGUCGUUACAAGGUGAAGUCAUUUAUCGACAAUUUCCCUAGUUCAGUUGUCUUAAUAAAUCGGUGAAAACUCGCAAUUUGUUGUAUAAUUUUUGUUGAUUUCCGGGUUACCUUCUAGCAAUAACGGGAAAAAAAUACGAUUACUAAUACCCUGCUCAAAAUAGUUUUUCGUUUAAUGCGGGGAAAAGGUUCGGCCGUUUUCACGGACGAAUAAGACGUUUUAGACAAAACUGUCUUGAAUUUCGUUUGACGGAUUUCGUUUUUGAGUUAUAUUCUUUACUGUGGGAUUAAGGAUACGUUGAAAUUAUUUUUUCGAUUUGAAUUCUCUUUGUUCUCUUUUGUUACGUAAAAGGCGAUACUUUGAGCGCAUUUUUCAAAAGUGCAAUCAAAUUUGUUUACGAUUUACAGUAAACCAAUUACAUUUCUAUUUCCAACCUAAAGAAUCGUAGACAGAUGGAUGCGAUUUCAAUAUUGAAAUCCAUCAAACUACACGAUUUCUACAGUUUUGUCUGAUGUUUGGGUCUGAACCACCAAUACCUAGUGUAUUGAAAGUUCUAGGGGAAUUAUGAGAAAAGAAAUUACGCCAAUUGUUUCGUAGUGUUUCGUACAGUAAGGUUAAUUAAGUAGGUAUAAUUGUAAUAAUGUUUCGUUCAGUGAAAAAACAUAAAUUUCGUCAUGUUAAUAUUUAUUGUGUUAUUAUAACAGUUUUGCGAUGUACCUAUCUGAAGAAAUUAAUUAAACACCUAAAGCGAAACACGUCUCGCUCCGUUUACCGUCCCGUCGUCUGAUAAUUGUAUAGUAUUGCGUUUUAUUGUUUAAAACAUAUUCAGAAGUGAAUCGCGAACCGAAAACGAUUUGUAGCUUAGAAUAAUUAAAUUGGAGAGCCUACGCGCGAUCUGUGUUUUGGUUCAAAACAUAAUUUUAAAAGAAAAAGUUUCAUACUUAAUAAAUCGAUUUCGUUUGUUUUUUUUUUUUUUUUUUGGAAAGAUGAAUAUUUUUUAUUUGGACUUGGAUAUUAAAAAUUAUAUUUCUAAAGGUAAUUCGAGUUUGAAUGUGGCCAAUUUUUUCAAAUAUUCUAUUAACCGAUUUAUUUUAUAGUUUUUGAUUACAUGACGGAAAAUCGAAAUCCAUUACUCAAUUAAAACUGAUUGAAUUAUUUCCGUGACUACGGACAAAUGGCAUCAAUGUCAAAAAAUACAAAUACCCACAAAUUAGGUACGGUAAUUAUAUGGACUCGACGUUAAAUUUUUGAAAAUAAAUUUAUUACUAUUUUUAACGACAAAUUUUCAAUUUUCAAUAUAAGUUUUUUUUUUUUUUUUGACCUAAGCUCUUCUCGCGUCAAGCGAUAGAUUCGUUUAUAAUGUUGUCAAACGCUAACGACAUCGUAAAACUCUACGAGUCUGGCCCUUAAAAUAUAUUGCGAUUUUCGCUUCGUUUUGCCAGCGAUGUGCGUACAAACAGGACACCGUCUGCGAACGAUAAUUAUAAAAAAAAAAAAAAAAUCCCGUUUUAAAGUAUCGUGUUUACCUAUUAAUAAUAAUAAUAAUAAUAAUAAUAUACUUCCACGGUUACUGUAAUAUCAUGUUAUACACGAGAAACUCUUUGAACAAGUUCACCGUCUCGGAAAAUGUGUUUUUCGAGAAAAAUAACACAAUAACGCCGAAAUUAAACAGGCUCAGAGUUCAAACGCUACACUCUCCCGUGCGUGUAGUAUACGCGCAGGUGUAGAUGUGGGUGUAGGUAGUGUAUAAACCGAACAGUGUUUGGGAUUUCGUUAUAAUAUAAUAGUUCCAAAAUAUUCCAUAACAAAGUCCUGUCUACACAAUUAUAAUAAUUGGUGCUCGAAAAGUUAUACAUAAUAAUAUGAUAAUUACAUUUUUGAAUGAUAUUAUAGUAUUGUAUUACAUUAUUGUUUCUCAAAACUUAUUGGACAGUGUUUUCGUAUGAUAAUUACUGUUCGUUAGAAAGUGCCUAUAACGAACCUAAAACCUAAAAAAUUGGCAAUGAUAAUAUUGUAUUUUAUAAUGUUUACGUGACAUAAUUUGCUAUACGAAAUACGUAACGUUAUUAGAUACGACUGUUUUGGCGCUUUUUUUUUAUUAUUAUUAUGGCCGUACGAUUUUUAAUUUCGAAGCUCUAAAUUCCAUUUAGACGGGUCGAAUAAUUGCGAAACUUAUAAUCGAAAAUACAAAUAAAGGCCAUUCAAUUACAGUAUUAUCACUAUCGAUUUUCUAAUCGAUUAAACGACACUGCAUGUUAUAACACAAUGUCGUUUAAAGUUUAAAUUAAUCGGUGCGUAUGGACGCGGACCAUCAGUUUCGGUUACGCUCAUGCGGUCGAUUAUGAUUUCAUUUCAUUUUUCUACAACGUCAAUAGGUAAUAGAAUAUUAUUUUUUAUCGAAUUCGUGCGACCGACGACGUUCUACACGUAAUUCCUUCGGCGCAUACAUAGAAAUAAAACGAUGAUUUUAUAACGCAAUAUUUUCACCGCGUAUACUAAUCUCGGCGGUAACGUAAUAACGCCGGCCCACAAUAUAUUGUUAUGUGUGUACGGGUGUAGUUGAUAAUACUGUCAUUAUUAUACCGUAUCCUAAUACACUCCCCAUUGUAUAUUACAAUAAUAAUAUUUUAGUCGGCGUUCGGUAUCGUACGUUUGGGAGGGCGGUUGUUAACGCAAUCGCGUGUUUCAACAAUACGUAUUUCACGUGGGUAGGUAAGUUGUACGUAAGUUUGUUUAAUUAGGGAACAGCAUAAUAAUAAUAAUAAUAAUAAUCAUCUUCAUCAUCAUAAUAUUAUUAUUAUUAUUAUUAUUAUAUUACUUGACGCGGAUGUCUGGCGGGAUGCUGUUAAUUUCUUUGCGCGCGGCGCAUCGUCCGCGGGGCAUCCCGAGCAUAACCGUAAUAAUUGUUUCAACUCGCCCCGGGACGCCGGAUACUCGAGACAUUUAACCGAGCCAACGGACUGAAAAUUAUGAAAAAAAAAAAAUGACUCGAUAUAAUAUAAUAUUUCGCGUUAACAACAAAGUUUUAGAUCCUGAGCGGAACGAAGAAGCGUAUGGUUUUAAAAAAAUGUUUAUUUAUUUAUUUCCUGUGAACAACUUUUCUACCAGCAAUUUUGUUCCAAUUUACAAAUGUAGCACUUUUUCUGAAAGGAAAUUGGACUGGGGAGAUACUUUAAGGAUGUCGGUUUUUGGUUUUUCCAGGAGUUUUCCCAGUAAAUUGGAAAAAACAUAAGAAGACCGGGAGAACGGAAAAUAAGUACAAUAAUAAAAAAUAAUUAUUACUAAUAAUAUAUCACUACCGAUCGAACUCCACUCAGAAUUGUUUUUUCGUUAGCAAUAGUUAGUCGUUGCUUACAGAUAUACAUUAAAUUCCCGUCUAUAUACUACCUUCCCAACUUAUCACCUAAAACAGUGGCAGCUGUACCCGUCCCCAUUAUCCUAGGACAACUUUUAGUGAUAUUUAUUUCGCCCGGCACCCUGUACUAAGUAUAGCUAUUGGUAGCUAAAACGGUUUUUGUCAUUCGAAACGCUGUUUUUCUUUCAUUUUAUAGUUUCAUGACAUAUAAUUUCACUCAAAUAUAUAAUAUUUGGAAACUGUUAGAGCAGAGGUUCCCAAACUUUUUUUGAUACGACCCAUUUUGGAAAUAAUUUAAAUGUUGACAACCCACAAUAAUACCAAGGACACUUUGUUUUUGGUUUAUUUUUCAUUUCUAGAAGAUUCAUGAGGUUUGUUCAGUUGCAUACUCUCAUUUGCAAAUAUAGAACAAAUUUGCUGAUGGAAAAUUUGUAUAACAGGAAAAUAAAAUAGGCCGUAAUAUUUUUCAACUAAUACAUACAUUUUCUCGUUGUUCCGAUUCAUUGGGUAAACUGUUGAGAAAAUCAAAAAACAACCUCUCUAGAAUACCACCCCAGUCAGAUUUUCUUUCAGAAAAAGUGGCAUCAUUGUAAAUCAGAGCAAAAUAACUGGUGAAAAAGCUAUUCAUAGGUAAAAAAAAAAACAACCAAUAAACAAAACCAAUAAAUUCCUAGCUCCAUUUAAAUUCUAAAAUAUGUAUUAUUUAAAAAUAUAAUGUGAUCCAUUAAAAAAAUGAUCGCGGCUCACUUUUGGGUCGUGACCCACAUUUUGGGAACCUCUGUGUUAGAGUAUUGAUAUCUAAUCGAAAUAAAUACGAUAAAUCAAAAAAAAAAUAUUUUCUAAAUUAGCUUUAUUUCGAAAUUGAAUAUCAUAGUAUACAGAAUAUGUUAUGUAUAAUAUAUCCACCAUUAUAUUACAAUAUUAUUAUUUUCGACAAAAUUUAAUAUUCACUACUAUUUUUGUAACAGUUAAAAAAAAAUAAUAACAAUAGAAAAUGUUUUCAUAAUUUAAGAUUAUUUUCACUACAUUCAUUCAUUUCUAUUAAUGGUCACACGCUAUCGAGCGUUUUAUUAUGUUACGUAUGUAAAAAAACGCCCAUUUGUUCAUUAGAACAAAAAAAAUAACUCAUUUUAAUUUAAUUGAUAUUGUAAUUUAAAAUAUUUCCAUUUUUACAUAUAAUAUUAAUGCAAUUAACUGUUUGGAAGAAAAAUAAAGUUUUAUAAAUUGCCUAAUUUAUUUUACAUCAACUUAAUCAUUAAAAUUAGAUAGGUAUUUCGUAUGAUAUUUAUUAAAUAAGUACCUUUUUAAAUUAUUUAUCAUUGCCUGUCAAAGAAUUUAUUUUUAUUUAUUUAUUUUUUUUUUUUUCUGUUUAUUUAAUCAGAAUAAUAUUAUACAUAUAUAAUUGACGUUAGAAAAACAUGAUUUGAAGACAACUUAUCAAACAUGAUUAUUUUUAAUGCAUUUGUAUUGGGUACUGAAAAUCUUAAUUUCUAUAUAUUUAUUCUUCGUGUAAUAUUGUGUUACUUGGUCAACAUUUUAAAAUCACCUUAUUCUAUUUCAGGAUGAAUCCCAUGCGGUUAUUUAUACUUCUGGCGUUCAUUUUAUAUGAAACGCAAUGUGCAGAGAGUUUCAAACAUUUAAAAUUUUUAAAAUCGUUAUUAGCCUCAAAGCUGUUAGCCACUGAACAAUCAAAUUUUGAGGAAGAAAUACCAUACAUCGUAAAUAAAUGUGAGCUGACCGAAGGCGGUUGUAACGACGGUACAGUAGUUGAAUUGAAUAACCCAUCGUACCCAACAAAUGAAAAUCCUAUUUUAAUCGAAAAUCAAUACACAGAAAUGUCUAGUGGAAAUCCCGAAGACUUUCCUGUGGAAAAUUCUGGAAAUCCCGAAGACUUUCCUGUGGAAAAUUCUGGAAACUCCGAAGCAAAUCCGGAAAAAGAAUAUGAAAAUGUUUAUGACAAAGACAUGAACACCGAAUGGUUAUUAGGCGAGAAUAUAAAUGUGAAUCAACCUAGCGAUACUUCUACUCUUUCCUCUGUGACUGCUUCUGUCCCCGACAACACAAAUCAUGAUACACUUAAAAGUAAACUUCAAAAUAAAAUAAACGCAAUCAGAACAAAAAUCCAAUUGAUAAGCCAGAAAAUAAAACCAGUGAAUGAAAUAAUUCCAAACGAUUCUGAAGUAGUUUAUGAAGAAAACUAUAGUACCACUGAAUCGACUACUUCUACAGAAGCCAAACCAAUUACCACAAAAGAACCCGCCAUCAUAACCGUAUCAUCAACAACCUAUACCGAAGAACCCAUCAACACAGAAAACCCCAUUGCAGUCGAACCUGAUGUACAGGUGAAUGUUGAAGCCCAAAAACCAAUCGUCAGUAUAAUUCCUGCACAAAACAAUACUGAUUUGUUUAAAAAUCAAAUCUACGUAUCACCUUAUGCACUCUGGGUCAAUGACUGUCCUCCACCACCACACCAACAAGUUAACUAUCAACCUAAUUUUCAAUACGCAGCCAAUCCGUUAUUCGCCACAAAACAAUGGACACUCGCUAACACGCCCUACACCUGGCCAGUGUAUCAAAAUCAACAAAACAUUAAAUUCGCAGCCAGUGGACCAAUAAAUACGGAAGGACACAUUCAGUGGUAUAAUCCCUAUAACGCGAACCCCGUCUACUCGAACCCAAUAUCGUCUUCUGUUUAUCAAGGAAACGGACCAGCAGCACUUUUCAAACCCACGGUCUCUGUUUCGGAAGUAUCGUCCUUUUCGUCUACAGCUCGACCAAUUUAUGUGAUUGCACAAGCCGAUGCACCAAUGCGUAUACACGCCAACACGUAUGCUGAUAAACCACUGGAAUUUAAUAACGAACCCUUUGGACAGCUCACGUAUGGAAAUAAAAGAUUGAGCUAUGAAGCCAAACAAGUGGUAAAUAAUCUUAGAGUCGGUGCUAAUCAAGCGACUGUUCCUGAACAAGCCAACCAGGGGAUCAAUUUCCAGCAAUAUGCCGAAAACAUACCAUUUUACACUGCCGAAACUUCCGGGUCUGUGGUCCCUAGCGCCGGUAUCGCGUACUCCUCUCCGUCGACAGCACGUCCAAUCGAUGUUAUUACACCCGUCGAUGCGCCGAGUCUUACAUACGCCAACACGUAUGCUGAUAAACCACUGAAAUUUAAUAACGCACCCUUUAGACAGCCCACGUAUGAUAAUCAAAGAUUAAACUUUGGAACCGAACAAGCAGUAAAUAAUUUUAGAGUCGGUGCUAAUCAAGCGACUGUUCCAGAACAAGCCAACCAGUGGAUCAAUUUCCAGCAAGUCAAUUCAAAACCCCAGCAAUAUGCCGAAAACAUACCGUCAUACAUUGCCGGACCUUACGGAUCUAUGGUCCCUAACGCCGGUAUCCCGUACUCCUCUCCGUCGACAGCUCGAUCGAACAAUAUGUAUUCCACCGAUGCACCAAUUCUGACAUCGGCUAACCCGAAUGUCGCAAAACCAUUACCGAAUACCGGUUACAAUCCCAACUACCAGCUUAAGUACCAAAAUCAAAAACCAAAAAUUUUAACAGUAAAUAGGGAAGUGAAUGACUUCAAAGUCGGUACCAAUCAAUCAAUUAUUCCGGAAAGAACCAACCAGUGGAUUUAUUUGAACCAAGCAAAUUCAAAUCCCCUCUACACAAAUCCAAUUACUCCUUCUAUAUCUCAAAAAAUCAGACCAACAGCGUCUAUUAAGCCAGUGGUCUCUAACUCUGGUGUAAAGUACUUUUCUUCGUCGACCGCGCGACCUAUCGAUGUUUCUGCCCCCACAAAUGCACCGAAUCCAAUACCAGCAAAUACGUACACCGAUCAACGGAUGGAAUUCAAUACGGCGCCCUUUAAACAGUCUGCGUAUCCAAAUCAAAGAUUAAACUAUGGUGUCGAACAGGUGGUAAACAAUUUCGAAGUCUAUACCAACCAACCGAUCGUUCCAGAACAAGUCAACCAAAGGAUAAAUUUCGAGCAGAUCAAUUCAAAAUCUCAACAAUUCCCAAAAAACGUACAGCCCUAUGCUGUCGAAAUAUCUGGGUCAUCAUUCCCUAGCUCCAGUGUCACAUACUCCUCAUCGUCAACCGGACAACCGAUCGCUGUGUACCCUACUGAUGCACCAAACCCAAUACCUGCCAAUACGUACGCCCCAAAACCAACAACCGUUAAUUACAGGCCCAACGACCAGCCCAAGUUUUAUUAUCAAAAAACAAACAUUGGAGCAUUAAGCACGGAAGUAAACGAUUUCAACGUUGGUGCCAAUCAACCAAUAAAUCCGGAACAGACAAACCAAAGGAUUAAUGAAUUUGAACAGGCCAAUUCAAAACCCCAAUUUCCAGAAGCCAUAAUAUCCAAUGUCCCCGUGACAUCAGACCAGAAUGUGCCAUCCGGAUCUAUAAUCCCAAGCUCCAGUGUCGCGUAUUCGUCACCAGUCGAACAACUGGGUCCAGUACAGUACCCAAUCACUUACGACACGGUGUCACCUGCAGAACAACCAAAUUCGGAAGACAAUCUGAACACGUAUUCGGCACCUGUGUUGAACAACGCUGAACAGUCCAGUUAUCCGUUACGAGGAGACAUUUUGUUCGAAGACAAUUCCGGUUUAAAAGACGAACAACAAGACGGGAUCGAGUAUACGUUGAAACAACGCAGAUACGCGGUGCCCGACUAUGAUAAAAAACCGUUUGCUAAAAAAGAUGUUUUCAAGAAGUCCGUUUCAGAGUCGGAAAUCCGUUUGAACGCAGCGGCUACUAAACAAACCGAAACCCAAACACCAUCCGUUGCCAAGGUCGAUGCACUGGUCACCAAAGCUGAAUUAUCAAAGCCUUCCAACUUCGACAACGUCAAAUCUGAUUCAAAAACGGAAAUUGUAGAUGUAAAAUCAGCGUGAUUCAUCAAACGCAUUGAUUUCGUCGAGUUAAUUUUCCUAUUUAUAUUAUUUUAAAAAUUGUAUUAUUUAAAGUAAACAUAUUUAUACAUGAA